GCGGGGCGCGUGAGGAGGAGCCGGCGGCCGUUGGGGCCGUUGGCGCUGCCCGCGGAGCCGCCGCCGGCCGAGCGCAACUGACUUGUCAGCAGAGUUGACACCUGUGCCUGGAGUAGCAGAAUUCGCUAAGUCUACUGUAUAAGAACUGUAUCCUCAUCUGCAGCUGCUGAGCGGAGUCUGCUGCGUUGUCUCCGAUAGAGCUGCAAGUAUGACUUGAGGGACUCGCAUUCAUGGCUCUUGGAUAACUUGGUGAACCAUGGAGCUCAAAGUAUGGGUAGAUGGAGUCCAGAGAAUCGUGUGCGGGGUCACCGAAGUCACAACAUGCCAGGAAGUUGUAAUAGCCCUUGCUCAGGCUAUUGGUCGCACCGGCAGGUACACGCUGAUCGAGAAAUGGCGGGACACGGAGCGGCACCUGGCGCCGCACGAAAACCCCAUCGUGUCGCUGAACAAGUGGGGACAGUACGCCAGCGACGUGCAGCUCAUCCUGCGCCGCACCGGGCCCUCCCUGAGCGAGCGGCCCACUUCGGACAGCGUGGCUCGCAUCCCCGAGAGGACUCUGUACCGGCAAAGCUUGCCUCCCCUGGCCAAGCUGAGGCCUCCCGGAGACAAAUCCAUGAAGAGGAGGGAGCCGAAAAGGAAAUCCCUCACCUUCACCGGGGGGGCCAAAGGGUUAAUGGACAUCUUCGGGAAAAGCAAAGAAUCCGAGUUCAAGCAAAAGGUGCUCAACAACUGUAAAACAACGGCGGAUGAGCUGAAGAAAUUGAUCCACCUCCAGACGGAGAAACUUCAGUGCAUUGAGAAACAGCUGGAGUCCAACGAGGCUGAGAUCCGCUACUGGGAACGAAAGUGUAACUCCAGCCUGGAAGAAGAGAUCCUCAAGCUAGAGCAGAAGAUCAAAAGGAACCAAGUGGAGAUUGAAGAGGAAGAGUUCUGGGAAAACGAGCUGCAGAUGGAACAGGAGAAGGAAAAACAGCUGAAGGAGCAGCUGCAGGAGAUGAGGCAGAGGAUCUUGGAGUGCGAGAGCAAGCUGAAGGACUACCUGUCUCAGAUCCACAACAUGGAGAGCGGCCUGGAAGCAGAGAAGUUGCAGCGGGAAGUUCAAGAGUCCCAAGUGAAUGAAGAAGAGGUCAAGGAAAAGAUCGAGAAGGUGAAGGGUGAAAUAGAUAUUCAGGGCCAGCAGAGUCUGAGACUGGAAAAUGGCAUUAAAGCUGUGGAAAGGUCUUUGGGCCAAGCUACCAAACGGUUACAGGACAGGGAACAAGAACUGGAGCAGCUGACAAAGGAGUUGCGACAGGUCAAUCUCCAGCAGUUCAUCCAGCAAACAGGAACCAAGGUGACGGUGCUGCCAGCAGAGCCCGUGGAGGUGGAGGCCCCGCACGUGGAGCUGGAGAGAGAGCCAACAUUUCAGUCCGGGUCACUGAAGCGCCCUGGUUCAUCGAGGCAGCUCCCCAGUAACCUGCGGAUCCUACAGAACCCCCUGUCCUCUGGCUUUAACCCGGAGGGCAUUUAUGUAUGACAGUACAUACCUCUUCUGGAGAAGAUCUAGCAAGGUACCCUGGACAAGAUACACUUUGGUUUUAUUCUGCCAAUGAUGAAUGGAAGAAGAUUUUUGUGUGUGUGUGUUAAGCCACCGUCGUAUUUUUUUUUCUUCUUCCUCCAACACACCACUUGGAGCCAUACCUGUGCACUGAUGCUAAAGAGACAGAGGAACUGUCUCGAUUCAUAAUUCGCAAGAAUGAACUUGCUGUGAACACAACUAGAGUGCAAAAACCUUCCUUGUUUUUGCCACUUCAGAAGUGUUUUGGAAAGUAUUAUUCCAUGUAUAGGCAUAAAUAAAAGACCGAGGGUGAAGGAAACCAUGUAUGCAACGUAUCUGAGGUUUAAUUUAUUCCCUUUAAUCAAUGGACGUGUGAAUGUUGACCUUUUAUAUUUUUAUUUUUAACUUGUGAAUAAUCACAUAUGGCUGUAUGUCAGUCUGACAAGGUGACUUUAAUUUGCGUGAACAACUCUCCACCAUUUGAUCAAGUACAACUUGCAAUGCAGAGUUCUGUGGAGUGCUGAACCAUUAAAAUGGUUUCUCACCACUGACUUUGUUAAUUUCUGUUGUGGGUCAUAAUAGGUCAUGUUCCAUCCAUUGCUCCCUUUUAAGGCUGAAAAAGUGAGCUUGUGGAUUUGACUUGCUGUUGACUCUGCCUUGAAUGAAGCACCUAGUGUUCAAAAGAUUUAUGGAAUUUAAACCUUGGCUUGGUAAAAAUAUUUCCAGCAUAUGAUUAUGGAGGAUGCACUAGUUAGAUGAUAUUUUAUUAUAUAGAAUGUAUAUUUGAAAUAUUUUGCCACAUUGUAUAUGCCUUUUGAGAAAAGAAUAAUGUAAGAAGUUAUCUUCAUCUAUCUUACCAAAAGAGAGUAGCAGGCUUUCACUGUGUGUCAUUUUAUAGUUUUAUUUUUUCCACUAGCCAUUACAGUGUUCUUGUUUUGCGGUAAAUCUUGGCUAUUUGAGAAGAAAAAAAACCCACAAAACAAAUGAGCAUUCCCUUCCAGCCUUCCAGAAUUCACUCAAGUUUUGUGGAGGGAAGAAACCUGGCAGGGAGUCCCAUCAAGUCAAUAGCAGAGCUCCUCCUGACUUGAGUGGGGCCAGGAUUUCAUUCCAGGUCCCCAAGUGUUAGAUGGUAGACCUUUAGCCGCUUUGAAAAACAUACUGCUGCUCAGUCACUUACAGAAUAUAAACCUUACAAACAGGAAAUUCAUACACUUGGUAGGAAUUUUUUACAAAAAAAAUGUGAAAAGAGAACAUGAUUGUAUCUUGAUGUCACACUAAGGAUGAGACAAAAUGGCUUCCAUGCAGAAAGUAAGUACACUAUCAAGUAGCACGUUGGUUACAGGCCUUGAAAUUAAAUUGCUAAAGUGGACACCAAGUUUGUAGAGAAAGUGACUGGCAUCAGUGAGGCACUUGGUAUAUGUUAGGACUUCAUGGAUGAGUUACAGAAGGGAUGGGCCUUGCCUAGUUGCAUUUGGAUUUCCUGUUCUAACAGCAACUCCUACUUGCCAAGCCCACCUUUGACAGGAGAGGGGGUCACCAUGCUUUCACUGCAGGAUUGAAUGCCUUGACUUCCAUCGGUGGCAAAAUGACAGAAUUCCUACUGUCUUUGGUAGGGUCAGGACUUUACCACUGGUAGGAAACUCCAAGCUUUUUGCCAUAGAUAAUACUUCAGAAUUCUUACCUCCUAGCCUCCUCUUGUGUUGAUUUAUUGAUGUGCAGGUAAAUGUUAAUUUAAGUGUCAUUUUUUUUUUAAAAGGAGCUUCCUGACAAAUGGAAGUUUAAAAAGAUACAGUAGAAGAUGAAGGACUCGAGUGUAAUGCAUUUUUAUUUCCCUUUCCACUUAUUAAUGGCAACAUAUAUUCUAAAAGUGCUGCUGUAUUUAGACUAACAGCAACAAACAAGGCUGUAUAUAUAUAUAAAGGACCUUUCCAAAUGGAUUCUCAAUUUUUACCGUUUAACUUAUCAGGUCUUUUUUUUUUUUCCCCUUCCUUGUGAGCAAACUGGAAAAUGAGGUGUUCCUACCUGAGGAACCUUUGCAGUGCUCACAGGUUUUACUGUUCGUUUAUCACAACUCGAUGCUCAUGUUUACUGUGCCCGUAACUUUGUAUUAAAAAUAUAUAUAAAAAAUGUAUAUUAAAAGUGUAAAAUAUACAUAGUUUGGGGACAAUAUCUGUCCAAGGUACUUGAGCAUAUAUGCCUUACAUUCUGGGUUCAAUUUACAGAAAUAAAAUGGCCCUCUCCAGUGGAUAACUUGCAACUUCAGCACCUCUUGAUCUUAGAGAACUGAGGCACUCAGCACCUUGCAAAGUCUGGCCCAAAUUAUGCUGCAUGGGGGUGGAGGGAAACACGAGGAAAAAGCCUGUUGCAAUUUCAGUCUUGUACUGAGAUAAAAUAUUUUUAAGGCAGAUCAGCUUAUUUACCCAGCUAAUGUUUUAUGUCAUACUUUGUGACUGAUCCAUCUCCCACAGAUGUCAGUUUGAGCUGAACUGGGCUCUUGCAUCAUUAAAAACUGCUCUCUUUCUCUGCCCGGUUAUUCUUUAAGAUGGAGAGAGGAGGAAAGGAAAAGGAUUAAAAAGAAGGGGAAGAGCAGUUUUGGAGGGCUUGAGUUACAGCUUCGUAAUAAUAGAAUCAAGGAAGGAAUUUGCCAUUUAAGUUAAAAAAUAGCCAGAAGUGCCAGUCUGGAGCUGGCUUGGGAGCUGCCACUGCAUCAUCACUGACUGGCCCCUCCUUGUCAGGACUUUAGCAGAUGUCAAGGUGAUCUGGAAAACAUUUACAGCUUCAGCCACUGUUGUGGCAAAGGAGAGGCUUUAGUAUCCAAACCUGUCAUUUGGGAGACACUGACAAAUUCCCCUGCCCCCACCACGCUCCUCUCACUUACUGCAUUUCACGCAGGCUAAAGUUCUGCAGCAUUUUCACCCUCUCUGUAAAUAAACCAAAAAGAAAUGGCAUGUCCUUGCAUUAAAUGUGAAUUGAACAAAGUAUUACAGUUAUAAAAAUUCCUCACAUUACAGCGUUAAGAAUUUUGCUUCAGAUCAACUGCAAAAAUCUCACUCUUUCUUUUACAAAUGUAGAAAAACGCAUUUUCAGAAGUGUUUCAAACCUACUUAUGGGGCAUUAGCAGAAAGGAAGUUACACAUACUAAUUUUAACAAGUGCCAUAUUAUUUACUGGCCAGCAUGAUAAAAAUGGGGUUUUUUUGCUUGCGUUAAGUAGUUGAAUACACAAGCACUAUUUUCCAGUGCACAGGGAAUUUAUAUGGAGAGCUCUGUAAUUUAUUACUAACAGAAAUCAGCUGUGUUACCUCUCUCAUCCAUGAGGAUACAGUUUAUUUUUGCUGGUGAGGCUAUGUUGUUAGGGGGAAAAGGGGAGGGUUGACCAUUUGAAAAGCCAGUAGGUUAAGGCUAAAAUAUACCUUCUGAAUGCCCCAGCAACGGAGAAACCCAAGUCCCACUCUGAAAAGUCAGCUAGAAACCUGCCUCCUGAUAUCUCUCGGUGGGACUUGGGUUCCCAAGUGCCUGAAUUGCUUCUGGAAAUGGUAUGUUAGCUUUGAGAUUACUUGCUUUUCUAAACCCUAGCAAGUUGGAAGGAGGAAGCUCUUGAAGAAGAGAACUACCACUAGCAUUAGCAAUAUGCAAAUAGACUUUCAUUGUGAGGUAAGAGGGGAAAAAGAUCCUCUAGUGAAAUAAAAAAUCUCCUCUUGGGGCAAUAAUUGCCUUGUUUUUAGCGUGAAGAGUAUUGCUUUAUUUUAGUGAACUGGGAUCGUGUGAGUAUGAGAAAAAAAAAUUGAUCUUGUAAUUUUUAGUGAGUUAUCUUGAAGCAUAUAAAUUCCUGAUGUGCAUUAACUUGAGUGAAUUGGGCCUUAAUGAUCCAUGUAAAUAACAAAACUUUAUUCAGAUAUUUUUUCCAGAAAAUAGUCUCUAAUGGUCUGUACUGUAUUAAAACAAGUGUCAAAGUGUUACUUUUAUAUUACACUUUUUUUUUUUUUU
Messenger RNA from Calidris pugnax (ruff), 5522 nucleotides. It is a transcript of the gene RASSF8, whose product is annotated as Ras association (RalGDS/AF-6) domain family (N-terminal) member 8. The transcript has 6 exons. The record is from RefSeq and is a predicted model, not a curated record. Bases 257 to 1516 code for a protein of 419 amino acids. Lineage: Eukaryota; Metazoa; Chordata; Aves; Charadriiformes; Scolopacidae. Gene Ontology annotation, biological process: signal transduction.